AUGUUCAAACUCCGGACAUGCCACACUUCAGUUACUAUGAUUACAAAGGAGUGUAUAACGAAAUGGGCGAAUUCCAUCAAGCCAAGGACCUUCUCUAUCAAAGACUCUUACUCCAUUGGACCCAUAAUUAAGUUGACCAAUUUACUUCAUGGAAUUUUUAAAAUCACCCCGCAGAAUCAUUUGAUAACUCCACAAGAGAACUGGUUUAAAGGAUAUCAUUUCAUCUUCAAUUGUCAAAUGAAUCAACAAUUGGGUAGUGAUGGAUACGAUAACUACCAAGCACCAGUGAUUGAUAAUCAUCAAUUGUAUUUGAGAAGAUUAUGGGCAAGAGGAACCAUCCAAUUUAUUCAACCACCAGGAAUAAACAGUGGUUUGGGCUGCACGGAACAGGUGAAGACAGUGAAGCCUUUCAAUGAGGAUGUGUUUGUUGACAUUGAACGCAGGUACACAUCAGAUGAUGAGUUGCUAUUGGUUGAAAAUAGGACAUUACUAUAUACGAAUCAAAUGUAUUCUCCAAACAAUAAGACUCCUAAAUUGACUGAUCACGAACCUUCAAUCACAUUCAAGCUAUCACCAAUUGAUUUAUUGAAGUACAGUAUGCUUACAUACAAUCUACACCGCAUUCACUUUGAUCCAAAAUACGCCCAUUCAAUCGAGAACUUGCCUACUUUGCUUGUGCAUGGUCCGUUACAAGUGACAUUGAUAUUGUACUAUUUCAGUUUACAACAUCCUCGUUUAAUUGCCCACCAGUUCAAGUAUAGAACACUUGAACCGUUUUUCGUAAAUGAAGAAGCCGGAAUACUGAUUACUCCCAACGGUUCAAAUGAAUUUGAGCUAACAUUGUUCAACACCGUGCAUAAGACAAUCUUUUUACGAGGAACCUUAAAAUGCAAAGAGAAUACACCUUAG
This is a messenger RNA of Lodderomyces orthopsilosis Co 90-125, 909 nucleotides long. RefSeq names its product hydroxyacyl-thioester dehydratase. The transcript has a single exon. The record is from RefSeq and is a predicted model, not a curated record. NCBI's taxonomy places the organism in Eukaryota, Fungi, Ascomycota, Pichiomycetes, Serinales, Debaryomycetaceae. Bases 1 to 909 code for a protein of 302 amino acids. Gene Ontology annotation, molecular function: (3R)-hydroxyacyl-[acyl-carrier-protein] dehydratase activity. Gene Ontology annotation, cellular component: mitochondrion.